Messenger RNA from Cordyceps militaris CM01, 345 nucleotides. RefSeq lists its product as uncharacterized. The record is from RefSeq and is a predicted model, not a curated record. The transcript has a single exon. The coding region runs from base 1 to 345 and encodes 114 amino acids. Lineage: Eukaryota; Fungi; Ascomycota; Sordariomycetes; Hypocreales; Cordycipitaceae.
AUGCCACACCGUCUGCCCGACCCUGCUUCUCUCGUCGCCGGCGUCCCUAGCACCAAUUCUGCCUUGUUUCUCAAGAUGGGCUCCUCCUCACAGCUCGUCAUGUCCGACGUCUCGCAAGCGCUCGAGAUUGCGCGCGAGAGCCCUGCCGGCGCCUCGGACCCUACCGUGAGCAAGAUCCUCGACCAGGCCAUUGCCCACAUCUGGAAGAAGAUCCAGGCCAAGCCCAACGACUAUGUCAUGACGCGCGACGAGUUCUCCGUCUUCAACUACUUCCAGCAUCGCUUUGCUGGCGACAAGACGGCCAUUGCUGCUCGCGCUCGUUUCUGGAACAGCACCAAAGCGUAA